AGGUGACGUGUCUACCGGCUCCGUUCCGUUGGAAUGUGCUCAGGAAGCGCCCCGUCGGUGGAUUGAAAGAGGCCAACCGGGUGUGCUUCAGGAUGAAACGCCAGAGGCAUCUAAGCAGUAGCGGCAGUUCGGACAAUGAGAGUCCUUCUACUUCUUUCUCCUCCUGCUUGAAAUACAGGAGCAAGUCCAAGACGGCCGCCAGCGAACCGAAGAAACCCGCCGAGGUGUUCCGGAAGGAUCUCAUCAGCGCCAUGAAGCUGCCCGAUUCCCACCACGUCAAUCCCGAGGAAUAUUACCUCUUCGCGGACACCUGGAAGGAAGAAUGGGAAAAGGGAGUUCAGGUUCCCUCCUGCCCAGCCUCCAUCCCGCAGCCGUCUCUCAGGGUGGUCGCCGAGAAGGUGAAGGACGUCCUGUACAUCCGCCCGCGGAAGUACAUCCACUGCUCCAGCCAGGAGCCCGCGGAGCCCGGCUACAUCAACAUCCUGGAGCUGGCCAAGUCCGUGUGCCGCUACGACCUGGACGACACGGACAUCUUCUGGCUCCAGGAGCUCAACGAGGAGCUCGGCGAGAUGGGCUGCGGGCCGGUGGACGAGAACGCCAUGGAGAAGACGGUGGAGGUUCUGGAGCGGCAGUGCCACGAGAACAUGAACCACGCCAUCGAGACGGAAGAAGGGCUGGGCAUCGAGUACGACGAAGACGUCAUCUGCGACGUGUGCCGCUCGCCCGACAGCGAGGACGGCAACGACAUGGUGUUCUGCGACAAGUGCAACAUCUGCGUCCAUCAGGCCUGUUACGGCAUCCUCAAGGUCCCCGAAGGCAGCUGGCUGUGUCGCACCUGCGUCCUGGGCGUCCAUCCUCAGUGCCUGCUGUGCCCGAAGAGGGGAGGGGCCAUGAAAGCCACCAGGACGGGCACCAAGUGGGCACACGUCAGCUGUGCCCUCUGGAUUCCCGAGGUGAGCAUCGCGUGCCCGGAGAGGAUGGAGCCGAUCACCAAAAUCUCUCACAUCCCGCCAAGCCGCUGGGCGUUGGUCUGCAGUUUGUGCAAGCUGAAGACCGGUGCUUGCAUUCAGUGCUCGGUGAAGAGCUGCAUCACGGCCUUCCACGUGACGUGCGCCUUCGAGCACAGCCUGGAGAUGAAGACCAUCCUGGACGAGGGCGACGAGGUGAAGUUCAAGUCCCACUGCCUGAAGCACAGCAAGAGCAAGCCGGGAGGGCCGGAGGAGGCGGCGGCGGCGGCGGCGGAGGCGGCCCCCCGCGGCCCGCCCGACCCCAAGCAGGCGGAGAGCAAGAAGACCAGCCUGCGGAGCCAGAAGCUGCGCGAGCUGGAGGAGGAGUUCUACGGCCUGGUGCAGGUGGAGCGGGCCGCCGCCGAGGUCCGCCUCCCCAGGCUGGCCGUGGACUUCAUCUACAACUACUGGAAGCUCAAGCGGAAAAGCAAUUCCAACAGGCCCCUCUUCCCCCCCAAGGAGGAGGAGGAGAACGGCUUCGUCCAGCCCAAGGAAGACAGCACGCUCGUCCGCCUCAGGCUCUUCAUGCAUCUCCGACAGGACCUGGAGCGGGUGAGAAACCUCUGCUACAUGGUGAGCAGGAGAGAGAAGCUGAAGUUGGCGCACAGUAAAGUCCACGAGCAGCUCUUCAACCUGCAGGUCCAGCUCAUCAAUCAGGAAAUGGAAGCAGGCCCCGCUUCGCCGGGCGGGCCGGAGAGCGGCCUGUUCUACCCUCCGCCGAGGAUCACCCUGAAGCUCAAGAUGCCCAGACCGGGCCCCGGGGAGAGCCGGACGAACGCCGCCGGGCCCGGGAACGGCCUGCCCGCUCCGGACCACGGGGGCUGCCCCGUCCCCGGGAAGCGGGGGACCCCCCCGCCGGCCAAGGAGCCCCCCGAGGCCCGGGCCUGGCCCCGGCCCGCUCCCGCCGGCCGGCUCAACGGGCUGCCGGGCCAGACGUCGGUGCGCAACGGGAAGCUCCCCCCGGGCCCGCGGCCCCCGGCGCGCCCCAACGGGCUCCGCGCGCCCGGCGGCCGGCGGGACAGCGCCAGCCAGACGGCCCACGAGGCCCGCCGGCCCGCCGGCCCGCCCGGCUUCCGCAGGCCGGCCCCGGACCCCUUCGGCCGCUCCUUCAAGGAGGCGUCCAACAGCCUGGUGAGGAGCGCCGAGGACCUGCGGGCCUGCGAGAAGCCCCCCAAGAGGCUGGGCUCCAGGGAGCGCCUGUGGAGCCAGGACUCCCCGGACCCCGGCGCCGGGGGCGACAACGACGGCUACUGCCCCGACUCGGAGCUGAGCGACUCCGAGGGCGAGCGGGACGGGGGGCGCGGGCGGCCCCGGAGGGGCGGCCCCCCCAGGGAGCCGGGGAGGGACGGGGGCCGCCGGGGCCGGGCGCAGAGGUGACGGGGAAGGCGGCCCGGACCGCCCGACCGUUGCCCGGCGUCCACGGGCCCACCGAGACCCUCCGCCCCGUCCCACCGGGAUGGCGGCGGGGCGGGGGGCCGUUCCGGCUCUCUUUCGGGAGAGGCCUCCCCCCCGUCCCCUCCCCGGCCCGACGGGAACGAGGAUGACCGUCGCGCUAUCCGUCGGGCGCCGACCCGAGCGGACGCGGUCCCCCUCCGACCCGGGAUUCCCCGUCUCCGUUUCGCGGAAGAGGGAGCCGGGGCCCGGAGAGGCGAGGCCCCCCAGCCAACCCCAGCUCUCACCCGAGGAUCGGAACCCACGACCUUCUGACUCCGGGCCCGGGAUCUACCCACGAGGCCGCCGUCGGGGGAGCCUACCGAGCGCCGCGGGGCUCGGCCUAGGGAGGAAGACGAGGGUCCCGGGGGGGAUUAACACUCCCGACAGCGGAGUCCGGGCCGCCUCGACUCGGCCGCCGGGCCCGGGGGUGACCCGGGUCCCGACCCUCCGACCUCCACGGGGGUCUGUCUCUCCCACUCCCCCCGGGCACCGCUCGGUACGCAGCCCGGCCUCGGGCCUUCCCGUCCGGAUCCCGGAGCCCGCUUCCCGCCUGUGGCGUUUACACGUGUUUCCGGGCGACGAGGCAGGAGGUCGCCCCGACGUUCAGGCGAUCGCGGAUUUAUCCCGGAUAAAUCCAGGAGGGGACGGGAACGGGGCCGGCGGCGGGUCGAUGUUUUUCCAACUCCUCCUUGGGUCCCACGUUCCCUCGGCGUUCCGAGCGCGAUCGCGUGGCCCAGCCGGCUUCGAGGCUGACGUUCCCCCCCGCCGCCGAGGCCCUGAACCCCGAGCGGUGUAUUUGUUCUCCCCUUCCCGGAUUAUCGGGGGGUCCCGUCAGGUGGAAGGAGCGGGGAACGGCGCUGCUGACCGGCGUCGGGCCCGGAGGAGAGAGGAGGCGACCGGUCCCUCGCCUUAUCGGAGGGGCCGGGGCGGCUGCGGCGACCUCCCCCGGGAGAGGGUCUCGGCGGGUUUCCGGGGGGUCGGCCCGGCUGUUCCAAUUCCCCCGGUUCUCCCGGUCCCUCUUUCUCCCCGGGCUUCUUCCGGAUGUAAAUAUACCCUAGUUGGGGCAGGGGGCGGGGGGCCUGGGUUUCGUAUAUUUUUCUUUAAAGAAAGAUGCUUUGUAUUCCCGAAUCAUGCAACUUCCCUUCCUCCACCAGCUCAAAGGGCUGCAUCUCGCCUCCUCCUCCUCCUCCUCCUCGUCCCCCUCGGUGCGCAGGGGGAUGACCCGAAUGGGAAGGACGGGUCCCAGAGAACGGUGCCGGGAGAGGCGGAGGAGGCGUGGGGGGCUCUGCCCGUGACCCCCCGACGCGGCCCCGGCCGUUGGGGAGCCUCUCCGCUCAAUCGUUUUGAUAUUUUUUACAGGAUUUUGCUAGGUAAAUGAAGGAGCCUUUAGUUCCGUAGCUCGCAGGCGUCGUCCCCAGAUGUAGUCGCUGAUUUUUACCGGAUGUGUUGGUGGUUAAUUGUCGUUGGAAGUAUUACCUCUUAAUCUCAUGGGUUCGAUUUUUUUGUUUGUUUUGGUUUGGCGUUUUGUUUUAUAUAUAAAUAUAUAUAUAUAUACAUAUAUAUAUUCAAUUUUCCAGGAAGAAAUUGGUCUUUUUCAAACGUCUCCUUUUUACGAGUACUUUUUCAUUAAAUUAUGAAACUGCUAACA
Molecule: messenger RNA, 4089 nt
Organism: Tachyglossus aculeatus (Australian echidna)
Lineage: Eukaryota; Metazoa; Chordata; Mammalia; Monotremata; Tachyglossidae
Gene: JADE3
Product: jade family PHD finger 3
Exons: 11
Coding region: 93-2384 (763 amino acids)
Biological process (GO): regulation of transcription by RNA polymerase II
Cellular component (GO): histone acetyltransferase complex
Source: RefSeq, a predicted model, not a curated record